Messenger RNA from Drosophila montana, 1539 nucleotides. RefSeq names its product protoheme IX farnesyltransferase. The transcript is spliced from 5 exons. The coding region runs from base 227 to 982 and encodes 251 amino acids. Lineage: Eukaryota; Metazoa; Arthropoda; Insecta; Diptera; Drosophilidae. The record is from RefSeq and is a predicted model, not a curated record.
UUAAAUUCGCUAAUGCACAUUUACCACAUGUUUAUAUAUAUAUAUGUAUUCCAUUUGCACUUCUAGUAAAAAUUUCAAUAUAGGAGGGCAACGCAUUUAUUGGCAAGGGCUACUGUGACUCGGGUUCGACAGAGUUGGCAUUUGCUUAUGUCGUUAUAUUUUAUAAUAAAGUUGCGUUAAACUUUUUUUUUAAAAUUACAUAGUUGCAAGAAAAGAACUUUGAUCAAUGGAUCUCGAUGAGCGUGGGAAGGACCAGGCUGCGAGAUCCCUGCUGAGGAAAACGUAUAAAGUGACCAUCAUAAUGCUUUUAAUUGGACAACUCCAGGUCUGCGUUGUAAAUGAAAUUUCACUCUUCAAGAAGUUUUUUGUAAAGCAUUACUAUGUGAGCCUGGCGCAGUUUUUUAUAAGCUUUAUAUCGAUACAGCUGUACGUGUUCUUUUAUCAUGCCAUCGAGAAGAAGGCAACGUGGAAAAGGAUCUUAAUCGGAAUCUGGACGUUCGAGGUAAACACCAUUUCGAUCAUGAAGCCCUCCAAGAGUUCGCCAUACUUGUGUUUUUUAAUAUCAUGGGUGGUCACUUUUUUGAUCAUGGCCGGAAGUGUGAUAUAUGGCAACAUGGCAGUAAAACACCGACGUGGUCUCUUUGUGUCACGCCACAAUAUAAUCCGUUGGAGCGAACGUCUCUUUGUGCUGACCUGCUUUGGCAUCAUUGUCUGCUCCGAGAUGAGUCGCACCUCCAUCGAGUUUCCCACCCUCCUCAUCUACAGCAUGAUAUCGAACAUUUUUGUGGUCGUCUUUGCUGCCUCGAUACGCAAGCCGAACUUCUAUCACGUGGAUGGCGUUGCCGAUCACAUACUGAUUGGCCAGCUGUACUAUCUGAACUUCUAUGCCCUGUACAUGGGCAUCGUGUGGACGCUUUCAUCUGGCUUCAUAUUGGCCGAUUGGGAUGUACCCCUGGAAGAGUUAUUUAAAGCAAAGCGCUAGACCAGAUGUCGCCUUGCAGUGUUGUCAUGCUUCAAAAUGGGUUUACCUCCUUUGUUAUUGACCAGGCGCAUGCGCCGCAAAGCCCACGAACAGCUGUUCCAUACGGGCACAAAUAUGCACCCACACACGCACACACACAUACAUCCACAGACGCGGAACUCACGCCCUCAACCUUCCCCUUGCCCCAUCAUCUAGCGCAGGCAGCCAAUGUUCUCGAUAGUCGCUGGCAAAUGCAAAUCAGGAACGUUUCGCUGCCUGCCGCUGGAUGCCUCCUCCGCUGAGGGGCUUACGUCACAUUCGUCGCGAUCCUUGUUAAAAUUUGAUUUGUGUUUCAAUUUAGGUCCUGGUGCAUUCGGUUCAUCACCGGGUUGUUCUCGUCCAUUUCCUCGCGUUUGUCCCCGUCGACGUCGGACUUGUGCUUUUAGUUUUCGUCGCAUCAAAUCGAUAAAAGUUUUACUUUAUAACGCACACGCACACACACAACAUACAACACAAAAUAUUUGUAAAAAGAGAAAAAUAUGUAAAUAAUAAUAUUUCACGUAAACUUUUCUACAAAA